AUGGUUUAUACAAGGGCUUUGUCUCAGAACUACUUGACUGGUCCGUUGCCAGCCUUUAUUGGGAAUAUGACUGAGUUGCAAUCCUUGUCUGUUGGUGCAAAUGCAUUAUCAGGGACCAUUCCAAAGGAGCUUGGAAAGCUUCAAAACCUCAGCAUUUUGGGCAUAGGUAACAAUAACUUCCAUGGUUCACUCCCCUCUGAGCUUGGGAACUUGACCAAUCUUCAGACAUUGUUCGUAGAUAGUUGUGGAGUAGGUGGUGAAUUCCCAUUGACCGUAUCAAGUCUCAAGAAGUUGCAGAUUUUGUUGGCAUCAGACAAUAAUUUCACUGGCAAAAUACCAGACUUUAGCGAGACAAAGUUAUUUCAGUUAUGGUUAGGCGACAUAUCAAAUGGAAGCUCAACUUUAGCAUUUAUUAGUAAUUUAACAUCCUUAGAGACCUUAGUCUUGAGGAAUACCAGGAUAUCUGAUACUAUUCCACCAAACUUUUCCCGCUACACUAAUUUGCGGAUAUUAGAUCUAUCAUAUAAUCAACUAUCAGGAAGCUUUCCUUCUUGGGUUACCGAACAAAAUUUGGAAUUGAACUUGGUGGCCAACAACUUUGUGCUUGAUAGUUCUAAUAACAGUGUUCUGCCUUUAGGAUUGAAUUGCCUUCAGCAAGAUAUACCUUGCAAUCGUGGAUCACCAAUUUAUUCUUCCUUUGCCAUAACGUGUGGUGGUUAUAAACCCAUAACAUCCUCUGAUGGAACUGUGUAUGAAAUAGACAGCAAAUCUUUCAAAUCGGCAUCUUAUUAUGUGACCGACCAAAAGAAAUGGGCAGUUAGCAGUGUUGGAAUUUUUGUGGACAACCCAAAUGCUGAUGAUUAUAUACUGAGGAGUACAUCUCAGUUCUCAAACACUCGAGAACCAGAGCUGUACCAGACUGCAAGGAUGUCUCCAUCAUCAUUAAGAUACUAUGGUCUUGGGCUUGAGAAUGGAAACUACACUAUAAAGUUGCAUUUUGCCGAGACAAAAUUCCUUGAUCCACCUAAUUGGACAAGUGUUGGGAGGAGGGUUUUUGACAUCUACAUACAGGGUAAUCUAAAGGAGAAGGACUUUGAUAUUAGAAAGGAAGCCGGGGAGAAAUCCUUUAGAGCCAUCGUGAAAGAGUUCACUGCACCAGUGACAAAUAACUUUCUGGAAAUUCAUUUCUUUUGGUCUGGAAAGGGUACCGGCUAUAUGCCCCCUCCAGCCUAUUAUGGCCCAUCCAUAUCAGCUAUCAGUGUAUAUCCUUUCGACUUUAUCCCUACUGUCAGCAAUAAACCGCCAUCGACUGAUUCAACAAAUAAGAGGACAGGUCUGGUCGUUGGCAUUGCAGCUGGUGCUGUGGCAUUAGUCCUAUUUACUCUUCUUGUCAUGUUUAUACGUAGACAGAGGAGAAGAUUAGGCAAGGAUGAUGAUGAAGAUCUGUUCGAAAUUAGUACCAGACCAAAUACUUUCACCUAUAUGGAACUGAAAUCUGCUACAGAUAAUUUCUGUCCUAGUAAUAAGCUAGGAGAGGGUGGAUUUGGUCGCGUGUUUAAG
Messenger RNA from Elaeis guineensis (African oil palm), 1560 nucleotides. NCBI's taxonomy places the organism in Eukaryota, Viridiplantae, Streptophyta, Magnoliopsida, Arecales, Arecaceae. The record is from RefSeq and is a predicted model, not a curated record.